Oppia nitens is the source of this 909-nucleotide messenger RNA. Its product is annotated as venom peptide isomerase heavy chain-like. Lineage: Eukaryota; Metazoa; Arthropoda; Arachnida; Sarcoptiformes; Oppiidae. Bases 7 to 909 code for a protein of 300 amino acids. The transcript is spliced from 4 exons. The record is from RefSeq and is a predicted model, not a curated record. Gene Ontology annotation, molecular function: serine-type endopeptidase activity. Gene Ontology annotation, biological process: proteolysis.
UCAUCAAUGGAUAGUAUAAUAUCACCGGAAGGGUGUGGUGUGGGCCGCGAGUCAGUGCUGAUGAACGGCCAGUGUUUCCGCUGGUAUGCAAACUAUACACAACAACAGGACAUACAGUUUGGACGAUCGGCCAAACCGGGAGAAGUGCCGUUUGCGGUAUAUAUUCACAAAUAUAAGAAACUAUGGAUAUUUCCUUACGGGGAAAGUAUGUGUUCGGGUUCAAUAUUAAAUAAUCGAUGGAUUAUAACAGCAGCACAUUGUAUAUAUAAAAAUGGUUAUUACGACAAAUCGGCAUUUACUGUAUAUCCCGGCGCCCAAUCACGCAAACACUUACCACUCGGUUAUAGUGUGGACCAGUUGUACGCACAUCCAGACUAUAUAAGUGGUAAUGAAACCAAAUCUGAUAUCGGAUUAAUUAAAUUGAAACAAUGGAUACCACUUCCAACUAAACGACAACCAAUCAGUCUUAUGAAUGCCAUUUGUUUGCCCACUAAUAGUAGUAUUAAAAGUAGUAGUAGUGGUAGAUAUACACCGUCUACUGGUAUAUAUACACCGUCUGAAAAUCUUAAUCAGUUGGCACUGGUAGCUGGUUUCGGUACUUAUGGCAAUCACUUGCAUACUGUUAAUCGUCUACAUAUUGGUUGGGUAUAUAUUAAAUAUAAUAAUGAUUUAGUAUCGUAUUAUAUGACACGUUAUCCUAAAUAUAGUGGUACAUCAACAUGUAGUGGCGAUUCUGGUGGUCCACUGUAUCAGUAUAUUAACGGUAGGGCAGUGCUCAUUGGUAUCAUUAGUGGCGCUGAAAAAUCUAAUACAAAUUGCUUGAAUCCAAAUGAUUACAAAAAACUAAUAUUAUUUGUACGCAUUUUACCGCAUUUGGAUUGGAUUACAAAUAUUGUAUCUAAUAAUUAG